Messenger RNA from Symbiodinium sp. CCMP2456, 417 nucleotides. The record is from the annotation of a GenBank genome assembly. NCBI's taxonomy places the organism in Eukaryota, Dinophyceae, Suessiales, Symbiodiniaceae.
GACCGCGAUGAGCACGAGGGGCACGAAGAAUUCGAUGCUGAUGCCAAGGACGAUGCCAUGCUGGAUCGCUUUGACAAGUUCUUGGACGCCCAGCAGAACAAGAUCCUGAGAGCGAGGUCGCUUCCGUUCACGGUGAUCAACUACUUGGAGAUACCUCAGCCGCGAACGAUGCACAUCGAAGCUGUCCUGUCGAGGUUGGUCCCCGGCCACAACCACAGCGACAGCGGCACGGUGCCCCUCAAAAGGGCAAAGCUGGAAGAGCUGGCGGCGAAAGGGCCCGCGGUCACCAAGGAGCAGGUGGAGUUCAUCGACUGGUGGGGGAGCAGGCUCAGCUACGAGGGGAAGAUGCUACGGUGCAACCGCAGUGGCACAAUUCAUCCGGAUGAUGAUCCGAGCGGAGGAGCUAGCAAGCUGUGA